Ailuropoda melanoleuca (giant panda) is the source of this 885-nucleotide messenger RNA. Its product is annotated as endoplasmic reticulum chaperone BiP-like. Lineage: Eukaryota; Metazoa; Chordata; Mammalia; Carnivora; Ursidae. Gene Ontology annotation, molecular function: ATP-dependent protein folding chaperone; ATP binding. The transcript has a single exon. The annotation marks the transcript as partial. The record is from RefSeq and is a predicted model, not a curated record.
CGUGUAGAAAUAAUUGCCAACGACCAAGGUAACCGGAUUACUCCCUCCUAUGUGGCAUUCACUCCAGAAGGGGAGCGUCUCAUAGGUGAUGCUGCAAAGAACCAGCUGACAUCCAAUCCUGAAAAUACAGUAUUUGAUGCGAAACGUCUGAUCGGACGCACAUGGAAUGACCCCUCUGUACAGCAGGACAUCAAAUAUUUGCCUUUCAAGGUAAUUGAAAAGAAAACCAAACCAUACAUUCAAGUCGACAUUGCUGACCAGAGCAAGUCAUUUGCCCCUGAAGAGAUCUCUGCAAUGGUCCUAACAAAAAUGAAGGAAACCGCUGAAGCAUAUCUCGGGAGGAAGGUUACACAUGCUGUUGUUACAGUGCCAGCCUAUUUCAAUGAUGCUCAGCGCCAAGCUACCAAAGAUGCGGGUACCAUUGCUGGACUUAAUGUAAUGAGAAUCAUCAAUGAACCGACUGCUGCAGCCAUUGCAUAUGGGCUGGACAAGAAAGACGGUGAAAAGAACAUCCUUGUCUUUGAUUUGGGUGGUGGUACCUUUGAUGUGUCCCUCCUUACUAUUGACAAUGGUGUCUUUGAGGUUGUGGCGACAAACGGUGACACUCACCUGGGAGGAGAAGACUUUGACCAGCGUGUUAUGGAGCACUUCAUCAAACUGUACAAGAAAAAGACUGGCAAGGAUGUCCGUAAAGACAACCGAGCAGUGCAGAAGCUGCGUCGGGAAGUUGAAAAGGCGAAGAGGGCCCUGUCGGCCCAGCAUCAGGCCAGGAUUGAAAUAGAGUCCUUCUUUGAGGGAGAGGAUUUCUCUGAAACAUUAACUCGUGCCAAGUUUGAGGAACUUAAUAUGGAUCUCUUCCGUUCCACCAUGAAGCCGGUUCAGAAG